AUGCAAAUAAAGUAUUUGCUUUUAAUAGCACUUUUGCUUGCAGUAACUAAUCAAGUCACAGUGACAAAAACAGAUUAGUGUGAUGACUGCACUUAAUUCAAAUCUUCUGCUGAUUGCAAAUCAUUUGGAUGCACUUGGACAGAUAAAACAGCAACUACCGCAGGAUCAUGCGCUAAAACAACAACACCACCUCCAGUUGCCUUUACUCCAUAUUGUUAAACUAUAGAAACAGCAAAUUGUUCUAAGACUUUUGGAUGCGCUUUGGUUGAAGGAAAAUGUACACAUUUUACAGGAUGUUCAGCUUAUGUCAAGACUACACAUAAAGAUUGUUAAGAUAUAUCUUAUAUGUGCAUAACUAAUGGAGUUACAUGUGCUCCUGCACUUGAGUGUGUUGCUUAUACUAAAGAAUAAUGUGAGGCAACUCCAAGUUUAAAAAGUCCAUUCAAGUGUAAACUUGAUGGAGAAACAUGUAGAGACUAUAAAUGUAGUGAAGCUGAUACUUCACUUACUACUAAUGCAGCAUGUAGUGGUUGGUUAGCUGGUUGUAGAACAACCGGUGCAGGAUGUAUUGAUAUAAUACCACCAUGUGCUAGUUAUUAAGGAACUUCAGAAACAUGCCCAAAAAUGAGAGGAACAGAUGGAAAUUGUGAAUUUAAUCCUGAUGGUAAUAAUUGUAGAGUUCGAUUAUGUACAGGUGCUGAUGCUUCACUUAAUACUAAUGAAGCUUGUGCUACAUACUAAACUGGAUGUGUAACAACAGGAAAAGGAUGUGUUGCAACUUUAGGUUCUUGCUCAUCUUAUGAUGGAAAUGCUUCAACUUGUAUUGGAUAUAUUGGUACUGACGGAGAAUGUGCUGGUGAUGCUACUGGCACUAAAUGUAGAGCUAGAAAAUGCGAUGAAAAGACAGCAACUACUGAUGAAGAAUGCAAUAAAUGGAAGCCAGGAUGUAAAUCAAAUGGAAGAUCAUGUGUUGAUGCAUUAGGUCUAUGUAAUACAUAUGAUGGAACAAUCACUACUUGUGCUGGCUUGAAAGGAACAGAUGGAAACUGUAAAGGAACUUCAACAACUACUGCCAAAUGUUCAGUGAAAGAUUGUGCAGCUGAUAGCAAUGCAACUUUUACAACUUAAGCUUAAUGUACAGCAAUUCAAAGUUUCUGUAAAACAACAGGAAAAGGUUGUGUGGCUACAUUAUAAAAUUGUUCAUCUUAUACUUAUACAGAUGAUGGUACAUCUUGCAAUUCAUUAUAUGGAUUAGAUGGAAGAUGCAAAAAAGCAGCAUCUGGUAAUAAUUGUGCAGCAAGAGUAUGUACAGAAGCUCCCACUUCAUCUACAACAAAUAAAUAAUGUGAUGAAUACAAGAGUGAUUGUGUCACUACUGGAGCAGGAUGUGUAGCAAGAACUGUUUGUUAAGAUACAGUUAAAUAGAUUACAUGUGAAGGAACAACAAAUUGUGGAUGGAAUUCAAUCUGUGUUUCUAAAACAAGUUGUGGAUAAUUACUCACAAAAUCAAUAUGUGAAAGUGUUAAGAUUAAUAAUAAACCAUGUAAAUGGGAAUCAAAUAGUUGUAGAAAUGCUAGAUGUGAUGAUUUCACUGCCACUGAUGAUAACACUUGUAAUACACUUCUUGAUGGUUGUGUUACUAAUGGAACAAAAUGUGUUGAUGGUACUAAUUGUCCAGCCUAAUUCAAGGGAUCAUAAUAAACUUGUUAAGCAUUUAAAGCAAAAUGCACAAAUGAUAAUGGUGCAGCAGAAACAGCAGCUUGUAAAGCAAGAACUUGUGAUGAUUCAUAUCUCACUUAUGAUAAUGAUACAGAUUGUGGUAACUAUUUAACUGGAUGUGUGACAAAAGGAUCAGGUUGUAUCAUCGAUACAGCAAUUUGUUCAAGUUAUAGUGGAACUCCAGAAUAAUGUGAUAAAUUUAAAGGAAAUAAAACAAAUAGAUGUUGGAAUACAAGUCCUACUACUGGUAAUUGUGUUGAUAAAUUAUGUACCUAAGCUACUGGCAUGGCAGACGACACAGCUUGUGAAAGCUUUUUAUCAGGAUGUUUAUAUGAUGGAAAUGGAAGUUGUGUAGAUAAAUCUGCAUCAUGUUUAUCUUACACAGGUGAUGCCACUACUUGCUUGAAUUUCAAAGGAAAUAAUGGAGCUAAUCCUUGUUUUGUUGGAUCAGGCGGCAGAUGUAAAUCUAAAGCUUGCACUGAUGAUUCAACCAGUACAAGUGAUGGUGAUUGUGAUACAUUUUUAACUGGAUGCGUAACUGAUGGAUUAGGAUGUAUUGCUAAAACAGCUCCAUGUAUAUCAUAUUCAGGAACAACUGAAAAAUGCUUAACAUUCACAGGAAAUUCAUCUGCUGAUAAAUGUACAAGAUUAGAAGCUUGUGUUUCAAAGAGUAUUACAUGUACUUCAAAAACUGGAGUAGCAACUAAUGCUGAUUGUUUAUAAUAUCAUAAUGAUUGUAGACUUAAAUUUGGAGACACUUCAUGUUUACAACAUUAAAAUAGUUGCACAAGUUAUGCCUUGUCUGGUUCUGUUGAUGCUGAUAAACAAACUUAUUGCAAUUCGAUUACAACAUCAGGAGGAGCAUUUUGUGGUUAUAGUACAGCAGUUACAGGAACAUGUUCAGCCAGAGCAUGCAAUUUAUGGGUUAGUACAUUGACUGGUAUUUCAUGUGUUGAUUAUGCUGGAACUGCCUCCUGUAGGUUAAAUGGUACUCAUUGCUAUGCUGCCAAUGUAUGUACUUCAUAUGUAAUUCCAACUGCUUUUACAACUGCAACUGAAAAACUCACAUUUUGUAAUGCAAUGUUAGACAAUACAGCAACACCUAAAGCAUGCACUUACGAUUCAGUUGUCAGCACUGUUAACUGUUCAAAUAUUGACUCAUGUGAAGAAAUUAUUAAUCCAACAAGUGCAGCAAGCUGUAAUUUAUAUUUUAAUGAUCGAACAUGUCAAUUUGCUGGUGGAAAAUGCAUUACUACCAAAACAGCAUGUACUGGUUAUUCAUUAACAGGAAUCACUACAACUAAUGCUGCUGCUUAUUGUACAGCUUUGAGAUAAUUAAAUACAUCAGUUGUAACUUAAUGUAAAUAUGCUGUGGCAACUACUACUAAUUGUGUUGCUAAGACAUGUGCAGAUAUCUCAUCUCCAACAUCCUAAGCAUCUUGUGAUAAUGGUGGUGUUCCAAAUUGUAAAUACUAUUAAGGAGCCUGUUAUGCUAUAGUUGCAUGUACAGCUUAUACUUUCCCAGCUUCAGCUGAUAAUGCUACUAAGAAGCAAAACUAUUGUUAGAAUAUGUAUGAAAGUGGAUCAACUGAUUAUUGUUCAUAUAAUGCAGCUGGUAAUAGUGGAGCUGGUGCUUGUGCUGCUACAAAAGCAGCUUGCACAGACUAUACUGGUUUAACUGCUGCAGCAGCUGCAGGUGAUGCCAACGAUAUUGCAAAUAAACUAACAUGUUCUAAACUUAGAAUCACAAGUGGUAGUGCUUGUGCUUAUAUUUAAAGUGAAGCAGCCAAUACCACAUGUCAUGCUCCUGCUGAUGCAGCUGCUUAGUGUACAGUUGUAACAUCUGAUAUAACUGCUGAUGCUGAUUGUGAUUUAAGAACAACAGUAGGAUUUUGUAAGAAAGAUGGUAGUAAUCCAGGAUGUGCAGCAAGAAGUGCAUGUACUGCAGUUACUCCAACAGGAAGUGAUGAUGAGGCUAAAAAUACAUUUUGUUAGGCAAAUUAUGGUCCAGAUGGACUUUAUUGUUAAUUUGUCACUGGUGCUUCAGCCUGUGCAGUUGCUCCAGAUACAUGUGCUAAUUGGAGUACUCUUCCAGCUUCAGGAAAAUUAGCAUUCUGUUAAGCAAGAAUUGCAAAAGAUGGAACAAAAUGUUCUUGGAGUCCCGAAGCAACUGCUUGUAGAGAUUAUAAUUGUGAUGAUGCAAUAAAUCCAUCAUCUUAAGCUGAUUGUGAUGCCAUUAGCGCAGGAUGCAAAUAUUCACCUUAAAAUAGAAUUUGUUAUACUCCAGCCACACCAUGCACUGCUUAUAAACUUCCUAUAGCAUUUACAACUUAAGCCGAAAAAUAAUCAUACUGUAAUAAUAUGACCACAUCUGAUGGUGCUCCUCUAUUAUGUACUUAUGUAACAGGAGCUGCAUGUGCAGUUUACGACGCUUGUGCAAGUUAUACUGUUUCAGGAUUGGCAGAUUUUGAUACGAAAUUUUCUACUUGUUAAAAUUUGCUUGCAAAUAAUGGUCCAUGCACAUACUUUUCAGGAAAUACCUGUGUAGCAGUGGCUGGUUGUGAUACAUAUACAGGUGGAACUGCUGGUACCAUAGUAGCUGAUUGUGCUAAAUAAAAGGAUGGAUCUGGAAAAUUAUGCUUUGGAGCUAGUGCUGCUUGUAUUGCAGCCACAUGUGCAGAUGUAACAGGAGCAACUAGUAUCGCUGAUUGUAAUAAAUACGUUACUGGAUGUGUUUAUUAUAAUAAUAAAUGUUAUGCUGCCUCAAGUACUUGUGCUUAUACUACUGAUGGAAGUACUGCAAUUUCAUUCUGUAAUGGAAUCAAGAAUACAAAUGGUGACUUUUGUACAGCUGAUGCUAAUACAGAUGCUACUUGCAGAUAGAGAGCUUGUACUGAUUCAGCAACUGUUAGUUUCUAAACUCAUUUAGAAUGCAAGACUUAUUAUUCAUUAUGUAAAUCAGAUGGUUAAGGAUGUAUUGAUUCAUCAGUUACAUGCGGUACUUAAACUGGAUACCUUGAUUUUUGUAAUUGGGCAUUUGAUACAGACAAUAAAUCAACUUGUGCUAAAGGAACUCUAGCAACAACCGAUGCUAGUUGCACAAAAUUAACUUGUGAAAUGAAUGUUACAGCAACUACUGAUUCUGAAUGUUAAUCAUUCCAUUCUGAUUGUUUAACUAAAGGUAAUGGUUGCAUUCAUAAAACAGAAGCAUGUUCAUCAUACUAUGGUACAAAGGAAUAAUGUUAAUCAUUCACAGGAAAUAGCAAGAAAUGCUUUGGAGAUUCAGCUACUACUAAGGUUGCAUGCAGAGAUAGAUAAUGUAGUGAUUUACCAACAGCUACUAAUGAUAGUGAUUGUGAAAACUUCCUUACUGGAUGUCUCUUCAAUGGAGUUGGAUGUGUAAGCAAAUCUGCUGCUUGUAGUUCAUAUAAGGGAACUUAGGAUACAUGUAAAGGAUUUAAGGGAAAUAAUGGAAAUAAACUUUGUUGGGGAACUAGUGCUACAGUUGUUAAUAGUUGCACAGAGAGAAAAUGUUCAGAUUUAGCUGGUACAACAGACAAAGCAUGUUAAGACUUCUUACCCCCAAUUGCUCCAUCAACUGCUUAAUUAUGUAUUACAAAUGGUACAGCUUGUGUAGAUAUUGGAAAACCAUGUUCAUUCUUUAAGGGAAAUGAUGAAACAUGUGGAUUAUUUACAGCUACAGAUGGACCAUGUAAAGCUAGUGCAGUUUCGGCUGCAGCAGUUGUCUGUACUCCUAGAGUAUGUUAUGAAGCUCCAAAUACAUUUACAACUGAUUAACAAUGUUCAAAUUAUUAUCCAGGUUGUAAAACUACAGGAAGAGGUUGCAAGAGUUCUAUUUCAUGUGGUGAUUAUACCUCUUCAACUUCAUGUACUGCAAAUACAUCAUGCUAAUGGGCAGGAUAAUGCAGAGCCUUAACAACUACAUGUGGUUCAUUAACUGCUUUAGGUUAAACAGUUUGUGUGAAUACUCCAUUAUAAAAUGCAAAGAGAUGUGCAUGGUUUAUUGGUGCCAAUAAUACUAGUGGAUGCAGAGAUUUCACAUGUGCUGAUUAUGAUGGAACCAUCACUACUCAUAAAGAUUGCUAUGAUAAAGAUACCUCAUGUACUACAACUGGAGCUGGAUGUGUGACAAUUGGUACAUGCUCAACUUAUAGAUCAAAAUCUGUUUGUGAAAAUGCUAAUACAACUGAAACAUCUUUAAGAUGCACAUGGAAUUCAACAACUGCAGCUUGUAGAUAAAGAUAAUGUGCUGAUGGAUAAUUUGCAACUGAUGACGUCUGUAAUACAUUCCUAGCUGGAUGUAAAACUUCAGGAACUGCUUGUGUUGGUCCAAACUUUGGAUGUGAUGUAUUUUCUGGUAAUCCUAAACUUUGCUAAAAGAAUAGUGCUGGAAAUCCAUGCUUAUAUGUUAAUGGAGUAUGCUACGACUAUGAUAAUUGUACUGAUAUUAGUAAUCCAUCCUUCAAUUUCUGUUAAGCCUUCUCUACUCAAUGUGUUCCAACUCUUACAACUUGUAGAGCUAUAACUCUAUGUGAUAAAUAUGAAGAUAUUAACUCAUGUUUGAUUGGUAUCAAUAAUACUAAAUGUGGAUGGUUACCAGAAGGAAAAUGCAAGGAAUUUACAACUUGUGGUGAUGCUGUAGGUGCUUCUUUAGCAGCAUGUACUUCUUGGGGAUCAAAAUGCGUUUCAGAUGGAACUAAAUGUAUUGAUUAAGGAACUUGCUCUUCUUAUUUGACAACAGCAGCUUGUGAUAAUGCUGGUACUGAUGGAUUUUGUUAAUGGUCUGGAACAUCAUGUAGAUUAAGAGAAUGUACAGAUAAAGUCGCUACUAGUGAUGCUGAAUGUUUAGCUUAUACUGUUAAGAGUGGACUUUGUACAACUGAUGGAACUAAAUGUGUUGCCAGAGCUACUUGUGCUUCUUAUUAAAGUGAAGCUGCUUGUACCAUAGGUGCAGAUGGAAUACCAUGUGUAUUCGAUUUCCCAGUUGGACAAACUACUGGAACUAAAUCAUGCAGAUCUAAAGAAUGCUCAGAUAUCAAAGGAACUACUAAUGAUGCUUGUGUUGGUUAAAUUCCAAAUAAAGCAUGUGUUUCUAAUGGAGUUACUUGUGUCAAAUAAGAUGCAUGUGCUAACUAUAAAAAUAAAUUAUCAUGCAAAGCAGGAGGCUCAGAUGGUAAAUGUGCAUUCACUCCAGCACCAACAGUUACUGAUCCUAAUAAUGGAACAUGCUAAUUGUUCAAAUCUUGUGAAAAUGCGAAUACUGAUUAAGAUGCUUGUAACAGUAAACCAAAGGCAUGCAAAUGGACAUCCACAACAACUGGAACAACUACCACAACUAAGUGUUCAGUGAUGGAUUGCCCAGGAGUUGCAACUGGUACUACUUGCAAUCCAAUCCCAAGUUUCGAUGGUUCUACUAAUACUGUUUGUGUUUUAGCCAAUAAUGUUUGUACAGCUGGAGAUCCAUCAACUAUUUCAUAAGAUUAAUGUUAUAGAUCUACAGUUUAUUCCUAUACUUGGAAUGAAGCUACAAACAAAUGUGUUGGAUGUAAAUCUUCUAGUCAAAAUAAUAAUAAUAAUAACACAACUAAUACAAACACUACCAAUAAUGGUACAAAUACUGAUGAUAAUGGAUAUAUCUUGGGUGUCACUAUCCCAUUGAUUAUUCUAGGAGUGUUUGCUUGAUUUUGAUUUAAAAUUUAUAUAGGGAA
This is a messenger RNA of Paramecium sonneborni, 7448 nucleotides long. The record is from the annotation of a GenBank genome assembly. NCBI's taxonomy places the organism in Eukaryota, Ciliophora, Oligohymenophorea, Peniculida, Parameciidae.